CACUCAGACUGCUAUGUGCAAGCAAUGGUAAGGGCUGUGUAUUUUAAUCAUUCGAAUAUAAUGGCCAGAUUUCGCAUGAUACUUUCCCUUUUACUGACAUGUAUUAGAUAUGUCCAAUCAACAGACUGUGGAGGUGAACUGACAGAACAGGCUGGCACUAUAACAUCACCAAACUAUCCAUAUUCUUACCCUGAAAAUGUAGAGUGCUAUUGGCUGAUAACAGUUGCAGAGAAUCAAGUCAUAGAUCUCACAUUCAAUGUCAUAGACCUGAGCUAUUAUAGGAAUUACGGUUGCAACGAUUUUCUUGUGACUUAUGAUGGUCCUAGUAUUCAGUAUCUCUCUACCUGGGUUCCGUGUACGGGAAAUAAUUUUAAAGUUCGAUCCACCAGAAAUGAAAUGUUAGUAAUGUUUAGAUCUGGAUCCCAAGGCUCUAGUUCUGGCUUUUUAGCAACUUACAAGGCACUGGAGUGCCCACCGUUUACCUACGGUCGUGAUGCCUGCAAUCUAACUUGUAACUGUAAUCAGACAAACACCGAAUAUUGUGUAAGUCUUACUGGAGAGUGUAAGUGUAAUCCAAACUGGACAUCUUCAGACUGUAACAAGAUUUCAGACCGAUGUAACUACUGGUCAUGCAUGAGCAAUGAAGUCUGUGAGAACUACCUAGGAGGUUACAGAUGUGAUUGCCAACAAGGCUAUGUUCGGACCGAGAAUGGAAUGUGCGAAAAUCACUGCCAAAAUCCCAACAUUUGCCCAGAUCCUUAUGGUGUCUGCGUAAGUGAGUAUGUAGGUCAGCGUUGUGAAUGUAAAGAUGGACUGGUGAAAAGCAGUAACAGUCAAUGCCAAGAUCCAGAACUUUGCACUGAAAAGCGAUGCUCUCAUGCUUGUGGUGUGACAUCAAAAGACCCUCUGAAAGAAAUGUGUUAUUGUCCCAAGGGCAUGCAGUUAGAUCCUUACAAUGAAACUAACUGCAUAGAAUGUAAUACUUGGUGGUUUGGUGACAAUUGUGAAAACAGAUGUACUUGUGACACGGAACGAACUGUACUGUGCAACAAGACCAAUGGUCAUUGCGAAUGUCGUCAAGGCUGGACAUCUGACAACUGUGAUCAAGACAUAGAUGAAUGCCUCUCUCUAAAUAUGUCAUGCACACCUGAUACUGACCACGCCCAGUGUACUAACGCACUUGGAUCAUUCAACUGUGGCUGUCUGCCAGGAUAUGAACAAGUUAAUGAAACAUUUUGUGACGAUUGUGGUAAAGUUCUGAGAGAGUCAUCAGGUAUCCUGAAGUCUAGUUCCUAUGCAGAGAGUCUCAGUCCUUCACAGUUUUCCUUUUGUAACUGGACUAUAGAGGCACCUGUUGGCAGUGUCGUGUCCUUCCGAUUCUCUUUGCCUCCUUUAUACAUGACUGGAACAGUUGAAAUAUAUGAUGGAAACACUUCGGAUGCAUCAAAAAAAAUUGCUGUAUAUGAUUUGUAUUGGCUAUCUUACUACUCUAGAUGGCCAUUGGAUUGGUGGUACAGAGACUUUACAACACGAAUAGUACGAACAACACAAAAUAUAAUGUUCAUUGUACGACAACCAGCUUACUAUAAUGGAUUUUAUGGAGUCAAAUCAUCUGGCUUUAAUGCAACUUAUUGGACACAUGAGUGCCCUAAAAAUAUGUACGGCGAAACCUGCUCAAUACCUUGUCCUUGCGUGGACAACAAUACAGUGGAGUGUGACAACAUCUCUGGAAGUUGGUGUUCUUGUAAACCUGGAUGGACAGGCAGCUACUGUUCUGUUGAUAUCAACGAAUGUCUGUUCAACCCUUCCAUUUGUCCCAGCUACUCAAUGUGUUUUAACUAUCCCGGAUCCAGUGAGUGCAUGUGUAACCAAGGACUUACUUUGAACUCCAGCAAUCUAUGCACAUAUGACGUCAAUACAACUUCCUGUACAUUAAAAAACUGCUCACAUCUUUGUGUUAGCUUCACACCUGAAAACCAAAGUUCUGCAAUCGAGCUCUGUUAUUGUCCUAUCGGAAUGGAACUAGACGGAGAUCAGUGUGUUGAAUGCAGACAUGGAAAGUUUGGACUUAACUGUGAACUCAUUAGUAGGUGUUCAACUGACCAUACGGAAAGUUAUGAUACAGUGACCGACUCGUUCUGUGGCUGCUACAAAAACUGGACAGGUCAGUCCUGUGAAUAUGACUUCAACGAAUGUUACUCUAUUACAUGUCCAAUGGGGCAAUAUUGUUACAACACGUACGGAGGAUAUGAAUGUUACUGCGAUCGUCAUCAGGGCUACACCGAAGCAGAUGCCAACACCUGUAAACAUAUAGAUUGCAACUAUGUGUUAACGAAUGAGACGGGGGUGAUCAAGAAUUAUUUUUACCCCGAAUGGUAUAUCACAAACAACGCUAAUUGCUCCUGGCUUAUCACGGUUCCAAGUGAUUUUGUCAUUUCAUUAAGGUUCUCAACAUUUUAUCUGAAUUGUGCUGACCAAAUGAUCAUCUUUGAUGGUGACAGCGAAUCUAAACGACUUAUAGGUCGAUACUGCUUUGUUGCAUCAAGUGUCAUACGCUCUAGCCAGAACCAAAUGUUAAUAAGAUUAACAUCAAAUGGAGAGUAUGAUUAUGGAGCCUUUUAUGGAACAUACACAUCACAUGUGUGUCGUUCUUUUACCUACGGGAAGGAGUCUUGUGAUACAAAUUGCCGCUGUGUCAAAGAAAACACUCAAUUCUGUGAAAACGUCAACGGAGUAUGCAUCUGCAAGCCUGGGUGGAGUUCAGAGGACUGUUCCACAGAUGUCAACGAGUGUCUAGGUACUAACAACAAAGUCUGCCCACCAAACUCAGACUGUGUCAACACUAAGGGUAGCUACAGGUGCGAGUGCCACUUAGGAUUUAGACUCAACUCCACUGGGUAUUGUCAAGAACAUUCGGACUGUGUAUACAAAAGCUGCUCCCACUCCUGUUACAUUGUCAGUCCUGGGGUAGAGCAAUGCCUGUGUCCUGAUGGCUUGAUUCUUGAUGAAGAAACACAGCUGAAAUGCACAGUACCGUAUUAUACGUACGGAAAGAGGGCAGGAGAUUCUGUCCUUUCAGAGAAAUACACUUCCUAUGGCACAGUGUUUAUCAGCGAAACAAUACGCUUCAGUACAGGGGCGCCAUUUGGUGAUCAAUAUCAGUACUCAGCCAAUAUUCUAUCUAAAGGUGUCAUUGGCUUUGGUGACAGUGCGUUUGCAGUGGGUGGUGCAACGGAUUUGAAUCAAGUGGCCAAUCUCAACAUUCUAGCACCUUACAUGGCAAACAUUAAUCCCAACUUUGGUGAGGUUUAUUACCAUCUUUAUGAAAAACAUGGCGGUAGCUCCACAAAAAGUCCUUAUGCUGAAGCAAUCCUAGCCAGGGCUCAAAAAGAUGUCAUAAAAUAUCACCAGCUAUCAAAGUUUGAUGUCAACAGAGUUCUUGUGACAACGUUUGCAGACGUCCAACCAUUUUCACAGACCAGCCAGACAGAAGAGCUGAACACCUUUCAGGCGAUCUAUAUAAGUGGCUGGGAUAAUACAAAGAGAAGCAGCUUGAUGUAUCAGACAGCGGAAGGAGAAUCAGCUUAUGUUAUAUUCAUUUACCAAUAUGGAAAGAUGAAAUGGAAUUAUGUUCCUGGUCGAGCAGUCAGCAUAGGGACGACUGGAAAAUAUUUUAAUAGAAUUAGUAACUUGGAUUCAUCGUUGGUUGCCUCCCUGGAUAAAGUUCCUGGAAAUACUGGCACCAAUGGUGUUAUGAGUUUUCUGGUUGGCAGAGUAAAAGGGCAAGAAGAGUCCUGCACCAGAUACGUCUACAACAGCUUUGACCUGGUCACUUCCCUCACAUUUAUACAUGAAGUGGACGAUCUUUACGAUUGUCCUUGCUCACUGGACAGAUUAGGCUUUCAAUGGGAGUUUGUAGAAUAUCGUUAUUACGGCGGAAUUAUCUGCUACACCAUCCGAAGAGUGGCCAAAAGAAGAUUCCUAAAUAAUAAUCCAAGGAAUAAGUUGUGCUGCUACUUUUGGAAUAAAGACAUACCAAAGAGAGAAGCUACCUACAUAUCAGAACCUCCAUAUGCUGGACAGAUACUGGUCGGUGACCCUUGGGACACAAGCAACUACUAUGUUGUAGAAAAUCGUUAUAUUCAUCAGCAGUGCUGUAACAGCGCUGUCAGGGACAUUUACUGUCAGAGCUUCUUAACAAUAUAUUUUGUACCUGAAUGCUCUCCAUUUGUUCCAUUUGUACCAGCCAUAGCAGUAGGCGAUCCACAUAUAACUACUUUGGAUGGAUUAACUUAUACUAUGAAUGGAUGGGGAGAAUACAUUCUUUUGUAUAUACCACAAGAAAACUGCAUGAUUCAAGGUAGAACUGAAAGAGCAGAGGGAGCCAACGGUUCACUGACUAAUGCCACAGUUUUCUCAGCUUUUGCUGCUAAAGAAUCAAAUUACUCAAGCUUUCAAGUUGAGUUGUCAAGAUCAAAAACUUCUAUGGUCAUGUUAGCUGGUGGUAUUGAUAUCACCAAUGACUUUUAUAAAGGAAGCCCAACUGGAAUCAUUGUGUCUACUGAUUAUCUUGGAGUGACAAGAGAAGACAACAAUAACAAGACAAUGGUUGUAGUUGCUUUCCCUUCAGGUGUUGUAAUCAAAGUCUAUGUAGCAAGCAAGAGUCUCCUAAUUGAAUUUAAUGUUCCCAAAGAUCUUCAGAAUGUCACAAAAGGUUUGCUUGGGAACUUCAACGGGAACUUAAGUGAUGAAUUUAUUUUGCCAGAUGGAACUGUUUUGUCAGCUAACAUAAGCGAAAGAGAAAUUUACCAUUUGUAUGCCAAGUCUUGGGAGGUAACUCCACAAACUAGUGUAUUUACCUACAUGCCUGGAGAGAGUACAGAAACCUACCAACAUCCAGAGUUUGAACCAUUCUACAGAGAUGAAGCUGAUCCUACUGCUGUGGCCAAGGCGAAAGCACUCUGUGGAGAAACUAAUGAUGCUUGUAUAUUUGAUUAUAUUGUCACAGAAGAUCAACACUUUGCAAUGACUACCAAAGAUGCUAAGGAAGAAAUGGAAAUUAUCAUUAUAAGCCUAGACAAUACUCCACCAACAAUCAAAGUCACAAAUGGAAGCCUGGAUGGUAAUGGGUUCUGGUUUGUUCAAAAUGGAACUCUUGCAACACUUCAAGUCAUUGUUGAUGAUGCAGAUGGAGACACUGUCAGCAUAGACAUUCUAGUCAACGCUACUGGACUCAUUGUUAAUAAAACUGGCUUUAUUUCUUAUUUACCGAAUGUCAAGCAACCAUUCUCUUUAAGAUUGCGAGCAGUAGAUUCCAAGGGCAGCUACUCUCCAGACCUGUAUAUCCCCCUCCUAGUUUGCCCACAAUGCAACAGCCAUGGUACUUGUGACACUAAGACUGUUAGAGAAGAAUAUGAAAAUGGAAAAUUUAAAGUUCUAUCUUGUAGCUGUCAUCCAGCAUACACAGGCAAGGACUGUGAGACAGAAGUGGAUGGUUGUGCCAUUCAGCCCUGUUUUAAAGGACAGACAUGUACUGAUCUAACAGCAGUUGAACAAGGAAAUAGUACCAUUGGCUACAAGUGUGGUCCUUGUCCUACUGGGUUUCAAGCAUCUAUGGGCACCUGCAUAGAUGUCAAUGAAUGUAUUAGCAACAAGACCUGUGAUCACUGGUGUCUGAAUACUGAAGGCUCCUACAAGUGUAGCUGUAGAGUAGGUUACAGACUGGAAACAACAGAUUUCAAAACUUGUAGAGAUAUCAAUGAGUGUGAGGAGAGAUCCUCCAACUGUCAACAUAAGUGUACCAACACAGAAGGAAACUAUACAUGCACUUGUUAUACAGGCUACACACUGGAUCCAGAUGGAUACUCGUGUAAUAUAGAUUCCAGUAUAAAACAAAGCUGCUAUGACUGUAUGCAAGUUUGUAUCCCUGGAGAAAAUAUCACAUGUGGUUGUAGACUUGGCUUUAAACUUGGCCCUACAUCAAUCAAUGAUUGCAUAGAUAUUGAUGAGUGCAAAUAUGGCAAUCAGCCUUGUAGCCAGCAGUGCAACAAUUUAGAUGGUUCCUAUGAAUGCUCAUGUUAUACUGGGUACAAACUAGGACUAGAUAAAGUCUCAUGUUCAGCUUGUGAAGCUCCUUACUAUGGUAAGGAUUGUGCCAGUACAUGUCAAUGUAAUGGUCGAGGCUAUUGUGACCCUGUCAGAGGCUGUGUCUGCAACAAUAACUGGUCAGGAGCUAACUGUGAACUGGAUGUGGAUGAAUGUCUAUUGCCUACAACAUGCAAUCAAGGCUUCCUAUGUUUUAAUUCUUUAGGAUCAUAUAAAUGUGAAUGUCCAGCAGGUUACAACAUUGACAAUAUGAUUUGUAAAGAUGUAAAUGAGUGUUCGGAUCCAACAGUUAACAUUACCUGUGACUUGAGCCUAGAAGUCUGUAGGAACAACAUUGGAAGCUAUAGCUGUGACUGUAAACAAGGAUAUUCCAGAAAUCAAUUUCAAGUCUGUGUUGAUAUUGAUGAGUGCAGUGCUGACAUAGAUAAAUGUGAACAGGUCUGUGAGAACAAGGCAGGAAGCUACAAUUGUCUGUGUUCAUCUGGCUUUGUAUUAUCUGAUGACAGGAGAACUUGUGUUUUAGUUAAGGAUGCCUGUAUUGCAUUAAAGCUGAAUUGUAGCUAUGGAUGUAGACUGAAUUCCACUGGUGGUCAAGAAUGUUUUUGUCCCAAAGGCUAUCAGCUGACUGGACAGGAGAAAUGUGAAGAUAUAAAUGAGUGUGUUUCAAAUCAGAGCAAUCUUUGCUCCAACAAGAAUGGUUGUAUCAAUACAAAUGGAAGCUUCCUUUGUACUUGUGAAGUUGGCUUUAAACUCGACAACGACAACAGGUCUUGCAUUGCUUGCAACAGUGGAACAUGGGGUCUUCAGUGUGCAAACAGUUGUGCCUGUGGACUUGGAGCUGAUCAUUGUGACAGUAGAACUGGAUGUGUUUGUAAAGCUGGAUACACAGGUAGCUAUUGCGACCAAGAUCUAGAUGAAUGCAGCAAUGGAGCACUCAAAUGUAAUAUCACAGAGAAAUGUAUCAAUUUACCAGGAACAGCAACUUGUAAUUGUUUAGAUGGUUUUGAAAUAGUAAAUGGCUCAUGCAAAGAUGUAAAUGAAUGUAGCAGUAUCACAACAAAUAACUGCAGUCAGCGCUGUGAGAAUACUGAAGGAGGUUAUAGGUGCAUGUGCUAUUCAGGAUACACACAUGACAUGAAAACAAAUACCUGUCAUGAUAUUGAUGAGUGUCAACUACAGACCUCAAGUUGUGAACAGUUGUGUAUCAACACUGAAGGAAGUUAUCGCUGCUCAUGUAACUCUGAUCUCUUCUUACAAGCUGAUGGCUUAACAUGUAAAGCCUUUACACCUUGCAUCAAUACAACAGACUGCAGUUUUGAUUGUGCAAAUAUUAAUGGAACAGAAACUUGUCUUUGUCCCAAAGGUAGAAGACUUGCUAAUAAUUCCAAGACUUGUGAAGAUAUAGAUCUGUGUGCCUCCACUGUAUGCAGGUUUGGUUGUCUAGAGACAAAAGGUAAUACCAGCUUUGAAUGUGUCUGUGCUCCAGGUCAAGUGUUGGACAAUGAUGGAGUGACUUGCAACAACUGCAGUGCCGACAGAUGGGGGGUGAACUGUUCCAUGCCAUGUAACUGCCCAGCUAACACAACAGAGCGCUGUGACAAUGUGUUAGGCACUUGUUACUGUAAAAUUGGAUGGGCUGGUUCUCAAUGCAAUCAAGAUGUGGAUGAGUGUACUAGAUCACCAAGUCCUUGUCCAACACUCUCAAAGUGCACUAACACUAUUGGUGCAUUCACAUGUCUAUGUGAGGAUGGAUAUAUACUGAACUUAAACAGCAGUAUUUGUGAAAAAUGUUCUGCAGGUUUCUUUGGCUCUGAGUGUGCUAAUAUGUGUAGAUGUGAAGCUUAUCAAGAUUGUGAUCAUGUUAAUGGAUCUUGUUUAACCACACUAGUGGCAAACUCCACAACAGGCACACAGACCACUCUCACAUCUACUACACGGACGACCACACAAACAGCUGCAAUACAGACCACCACAACAGCUUUUGUGACAUGUGGAAGUGCCGGUCUAACGUGUAAUGUAAGCAAGCAUGAAGUGUGUGUCAGCAAGGAGUCAGACUAUGAGUGUGCAUGUCAGACUGGCUAUUUGAGGACCAACAAUGACACAAAGUGUACAGAAAUCUCGUCCUUCAACUAUUCUGUAACAUUCAGCUGGGAUGUGUCAGCAAAAAAUUUAGAUGAUAAAAACAGUCAAGAUUGUAAGGACAUCUCACAAGAAGUUGAAACUCAGAUGACAAAGAAAUUAAAAGAAAAAAAUGUAGAUGUCCUUCAAUUUAUUGUACUUCAACUCAGUAAAGGCAGCCUUAUUUGUGACUAUACUGUCUCUGUCAACACAAGUUCUUCAAGUGACCCCAAGACUAGUUUGUCUAAUGCUAUGAAAGUCAUCUUCUCAGAAGGGGUUGUCCUUAAUGGAACCACAGUAAUGAUAAUGGGGAUUGUUGAAGAUGGUACAACAGUCCAACCCAGUACUUGUGAUGUGAAACAAAGAAUUGAUCCAUGCAAAGACAAGUACAAGUGUGUUGUUCAGAAUAAUGAAGCUGUAUGCAAACAAUCAAUUUCAGGGGCAGGGAAAUUACAGAUGAAACAUCUGGCAGUUUCACUUUCUGUCAUUGUAAUUUUUAUAUUUCAACAACUGUAAUGAUGAAUACAUUUCUGGUGUUUUUCAGUCAAAUGAAAAUUGUAGAAUUAUUCCUUAGUCCAUUGACUAACAAUAUUUAAAUAUAGAUACAAUAAUGUUAUUGAACUCCAAUAUUUAAAGUUUUUAUGUAUCCACAAAGACAUGAUUUUCUCUUGUUAAAUUAUCUUUUAUGUUUAUUGUAACUAUGAUUCUUUUCACAAAUGUACUAUUCUUCAUAACAUUUGGUAUGUGUGUGCUUUUUUAUUUACAAUCUAUUUCAACAGAAAUAAAGUAUUACAUUUUAAA
This is a messenger RNA of Biomphalaria glabrata, 9024 nucleotides long. RefSeq lists its product as uncharacterized. The record is from RefSeq and is a predicted model, not a curated record. Gene Ontology annotation, biological process: cell-matrix adhesion. Gene Ontology annotation, molecular function: calcium ion binding. The coding region runs from base 25 to 8739 and encodes 2904 amino acids. NCBI's taxonomy places the organism in Eukaryota, Metazoa, Mollusca, Gastropoda, Planorbidae. The transcript is spliced from 55 exons.